AAAGAAAGUGAAUAGUAAAAUGGAAAAAUAAAGAGAAGAAUCAAUGAAUGCCCUUUCGAGUUUUCCUCCAAGCACUUUUCUAUAGUGGAAGGGGGGCACAAACUUGACAACAAACAAACCACUAGCAAAAUCACCUAUAGAUAUUAAUCAAAAUUAAAAAACCAAAAAAGAAAAAAAAAAAAAAAACAUGAAAAUUGGGGCCUUGUUUUACUCCGCCAUUCCCAAAGCCGAUUCUCUUUAGAAAUUUGAUAGAAGUCGUAGAAUCUUUAAAAAAGCUAAUCCUUUUUUUUUUUCUUUAUCUCCUUUCUCCUUUUCCUCUUUUCCAAACCAUCAAAACCUAACCCUAACAGAGCAAGCUGCAACUAACAUCACCUAUGGCGUCACCGAUCUUGCUAUGGGCUUUCUCUGUAAUCCUGGCUGUGAUUCCGUCCGUUUUGGGAAACUCUGAAGGAGAUGCUCUUUACACUUUGAGAAGAAGCUUAACGGAUCCUGAUAACGUGCUCCAGAGCUGGGAUCCGACCCUAGUUAAUCCUUGUACUUGGUUUCACAUCACUUGUAACCAAGAUAAUCGAGUCACCAGAGUAGAUUUAGGUAACUCCAACCUGUCUGGACAUUUGGUACUGGAGCUUGGGAAGCUUGAGCAUUUGCAGUAUCUGGAGCUGUACAAAAAUAACAUCCAAGGAACCAUCCCUACUGAACUUGGGAACUUGAAGAGCCUCAUCAGUUUGGACCUGUACAACAACAACAUCUCAGGGACUAUUCCUCCUUCACUAGGGAAAUUGAAGUCUCUUGUAUUCUUGCGGCUAAAUGACAACAAGUUAACCGGACCUAUCCCUAGGGAACUUGUUGGUAUUUCAAGCCUCAAAGUUGUUGAUGUCUCAAACAAUGAUCUGUGUGGAACAAUUCCUACCACUGGACCAUUUGAGCACAUUCCUCUGAACAACUUUGAGAAAAACCCUCGACUCGAAGGUCCUGAAUUGCUGGGGCUUGCAAGUUAUGACACAAACUGCUCAUGAAGGACUCAGUGACACCGAAAAGCUUCGAAUUAGAUAUGUACUCACAAGAUUUUAAGUGUAUUAUCACACGGUAUAAUGGGGUUUGUCAAAUGUAAUCCCUCGUAUAAGUACCUGUAAAUCUGAAUACCAGCUUGACUGUAUUAGCAUUUGUAACUCAAUUAUCCUGCUCUUUCUAAGAUGUUCUAGACAACUAGUAUUGAUGUAAUGAUAGCAACAAGUUUAAUUCCGGUGUGCAUUCUUAAUUUUGCGUA
Durio zibethinus is the source of this 1267-nucleotide messenger RNA. Its product is annotated as leucine-rich repeat protein 1. The record is from RefSeq and is a predicted model, not a curated record. NCBI's taxonomy places the organism in Eukaryota, Viridiplantae, Streptophyta, Magnoliopsida, Malvales, Malvaceae.